Messenger RNA from Astrephomene gubernaculifera, 11007 nucleotides. The record is from the annotation of a GenBank genome assembly. NCBI's taxonomy places the organism in Eukaryota, Viridiplantae, Chlorophyta, Chlorophyceae, Chlamydomonadales, Astrephomenaceae.
CUCCUUGCCUCUGCCUACUGGCCGGAGGCUUUUCUCCCACGCACAGACCUCCAUAAAUUAAGCUACAAGGUGGGCUCACCUCGACACCUAGCCACGCAAGCCUGCCGGACCUUUUGCACUAUAGCCAAAUUUACCUUAGUAUAGGCAUAGCUGUGCUGGGAUGGUUUCCACCCGCUCAUAUACACAGUGGUAGUGUUCCUUACUUCCUUUGCGGCGGCGGUCCUAGCUAGCAUUACGUGCGAGAUCAACGCAAAGGAUUAUAGCUUAUUUGGACUGCACGUCAACCUGAAUUGUAGGAAGCACGGAAAUGGAGUAGGCAUUACAUCAGCGAGAUGCCUGGGCGGCCAGGCGCCCUGACAACACCGCUCUGCUGACGGUCAUCAAUGGUUAACAAAAAAGGAAAGGGGGCUAAGGCCAAAGGGUCUAAGCCCCCUAUUAAGAAGCCCCAACAGGUGACGGUAAAGGACCUCACGCAGCAGUCACCGCAGGAGCGAGUCGCUCUGGUUCGACCUCUUUGGGAGACAUUGCAGCUGGAUGAGAGGGCUAAGCUGCUGUCGAUUGACCUGGAGGGCGUGCGGGCGCGUGCAAAGCAGUUGGCAGAGGCAGCUCGUCAACAGGCUGUUGCGGAUGCACCAGAAGGAGAGCCUCUGGACCCAGCGCUUUUGGAGCUAGAACCAUCAAUAGAAGACGUGCUAGAGGAGGGCAUUAGGCGCCUGAAGGAAAAAGGGACUUGGAAGCUGUGGCAGUGGCCAGCUGACAACACUUCGGUCUACGAUGCCGAGUCCUUUCGGCAGCAUAUCACGGAGAAGCACAUCCGUGAGGAGCUCCGCCGGUUCCUGCCCCGCGAAGAGGGCAGGUCCACGGAGAAGCCAGCGGAAGCGGCGUUCAGGCAGCGCAUGCUGGACCUGCUGUCAAAGGUCCAGCAAAGCAACAGCUCGAACAGCCUGCGACCCACGGUAGCGGCGAGCGGCGAUGAGUCCAGUCGCGCAUACCGCCGCCGGGGCGAGUCCGGCUCGCACCUGCGCGACGCCAACAUCGAGCUGCUUGCGGUGAUGCUGGAGGCGCUCGCGAAGGAGAACGACCACCUGUACCACUCGCUGCUGACCCCCAUCACCACCUACGUGAUGGAAAUCCUGCCGGAGGGGCACCGGGAAACCACGAAGCUGGAGCUCAGCUUUGAGGACUUGGAAAACCUGUUGGCGGACGAUGUGUCGCGGAUUGUGGAGUGGCUCACGGAGAAGGUGGAUGCGCUGUCCACCAAGCUGAAGCCGGAGCAUAAGGAUGACGAUGAGGAGGAGGAGGAGAACAUGGGCGACGUGGACCUGUGGGCCCUCACGGAGGACGGCAGCUGCGUUACCGUGAAUGCCAAGUGGCUGCAGCACUUGCAGCAGGAGCGCGUGCUUGGCGAAGACGGGCAUCCGCGCCGCGCAAAGCCUGGCGAGGACGCGGGCCGCAACGGUCUGGUCCUGGAGUGGGUGUACGGCAGCAUUGUCAGCACGGCCGAGAAGGCACGUGACGGCGCCAAGCGCUGCCUGGGCAUGCAGCCACCCACUGCUGCGGACGCGCACCUGACCCUCCUCAGGGCGCUUGACGAGCACUUGUCUUGGGAGACGCGCGCGAAGCAGUGCAAGGACUUCCUCAGUGAGAUGCUGAAGAGCCGGCUGGAGGUUGCGGAGCUGGCUAAGCAGGGAUACGACCUGCGCCCGCAGCCGAAACGGGACUUGCCUGGCAUGGGCGACGGCGCCUCCAUGCCGCUGCUGCUGGAGGACGGCGGCGCGGGCGGUGCUGCUGCGGGCGGCGAGUCCAAGCCGCUCACUGACGAGGUCAUCCUGUUCAUGCUGCGUCGCGAGGCGCUGCUCACGCGCGCCAAGCUGCACUUCCUUAUCUUUGAGCACCUGAUGCAGGAGAAGGAGCUGCGCAUCCUCAAGCAGGCGCUGCGACAGGGCGAGCCCGAGUUUGAGCGUCUGAAGCGGGAACUGGACGAGGUGAAGCACCAGCCGCGGGGCAUGGAGGGAGCCUACCGCAGCGCGGCGGAGAUGGAGCGACACAGGCAUCAGCUGGAGGUGCAAACCGCGUUCCGCGAGCAGGGCGCCCGACUGCAGGCUACGUACGACAAGAAGCAGAAGGCGGAGUACGAAAUGGCCAAACGGGAAACCGAGAUCAAGCAGCUGCAGGGCUGGAAGGGCACUGUUGACAACCUGGUGGACAAGUUCCAGGAGCUCAUCAACACACGCAACGAGCGACUGAUGGCGGCGAACGGCGGCGCGGACGGCACGGCGCCCAAGGAGGGCCACGAGGCGGAGACCGAUCUGGAGGCUGCCUCAGGUGCGCUGACGCCGCAGCAGUACAUCCAGCUCACCAAGAUGCGCAACCACUUCAACAAGGACGUGCGCAAGCAGCUGUACGGGGACGCGGACGACCGGGCGUUCUUUGACAAUCUGAAGACCGCUCUCAAGGCCAUCGAGCGGCGGCUGGAGGACAGCUCCGUUGCGCUGCAGCACCUGGAGAUGCAGCUCAUCAACGUGGCGUGCGACGACCCGGGAGCCAUCAUCGGUGCGCAACUGGCGCUGCCGCUGCUGCAGGAGCGGCUGGACCAGCGGGGGCUGCAGUACGCGGCGGAGCGAGCCAAGUUGGCGGAGGAUGAGGUGCUGCGCAUGGAGCUGCUGGCUGCCGAGCGUGAGGCUGCCGAGAAGGAGCGUAAGAAGGCUGCCAAGGCCAAGAAGAACGAGAAGGCCAAGAGCGAAAAGGAGCGGCAAGCGGCCGAGCGGCAAGCCAAGGAGCAGGCCGAGCGUGCCGCACGGCAGGAGGCGGAACGGGAGCGAGUCAUUCGCGACGAGGAAGAAAGGCGCAAGCGCCUGGAAGCCGUGGAGGCCAUGCGCAAGGCGGAGGAGGUGGCCAUGGAGCAGCGGCGCAAGGAGCUGCUGUCCGACGAGAACGGCUACUGGCGGCAGCGCAUGAUCCUGGAGGAGCGCAUGGCGGGUAUGGGCAUGGGCGUCAGCGCCAGCAGCGGCAGCCGGGAUGGCGUGGGGGCGGCGUCCUCACCCGAGCCGUCGGAGGAGCCGGAGGCGCCGGGGCCAUCCCAGGAGGACGCUCGGCGCACUGCGGAUGACGACGAGGGCUUUGUCACGGAGAGCCGCCGCCGCCGCCACAAGGACACACGCGACCAGGACGAGGAGGUUUCCGGCUCCUCCUCCUCCGCAGCAGGGGCAGCAGCAGCUGGCGCUUCUGGCGGCGGCGGCGGCAGUGGCAGCUUGCGCUCAAACCUGCGCAGCGGCAGCCGUGACCGCGUGGGGCCUGCGCGUGAGGGCUUGCCCCCUCGUGAGCGCGGGGAGCACAACCACCGUGGCAGGGAGCCCAGGCGACAGGGGAAUCAGGCGCCAGUGCCGGCGGCGGCGCGCAGGAGCGGCAGUCGCGAGGCUGGCAGCGGGCGGCAAGGCGGGCCGCAAGGGGGCCCAGGCGCUCAACACGGGUCCCGAACGGUAACGCCAACGCCUUUGCCACCAACAGCGCCCCCUGCGGCGGCGCAGCAGCCGACGCCUGCCCAGGCUCCCGCAGCAGUGCCGGCGCCUGCUCCUGAGGGUGCACCUUUGCCGGCACCAGCGGAGCCCAAAGCAGCGGCAGCGGCAGCAAGCGCCCAGACCAGCGACCAGCCGGCGGCUCCGGCGUCCCCAGCCCCAGCUCCGGCUCCGGCGCAGCAGCAGCCCGCUGCAGCCUCAGCCUCCCCGGCGCCCGGUCUACGUAGGCCCAGUCCAGCUGCAGUGCCGGAGGAGGCCAUCCUGUUUGGGGACAUUGCCGUGAUCCCAACUGCCGCUGCCCCCGCAGCCCCUUCGCCACCGCCUGCCCGCCCCACCACGAUUCCUAUUCCCGUACCCGUGCUCCCCGCAGCAGCAGCUCCGGACAGCCAACAGCCAGCUGCAGCACCCGCACAAGCCGUCCCGUCGGCUGUGCCGCAGCAACCCCAGCCGACCGCCAAGCCCGAGCCGACCGGUCCACCUCCUCCUCCUCCCAGCACCGGAGCUCCGGCGCCUGCAGCGCAGCAACAGCAGCAGCCCCUGCCUGGGCCACCAGGCGGCCACCCAGCUCCUCCCAAGGGUCCUCAGCCCAGCCAGCCGCAGGCUCAUGUUCCCGCCGUGGCCCCAGGGCAGCCAGUGCACCACAUGGGCCCGAUGCCGCCCAUGCCUCCCAUGGUUCCGGGGCCGCCCCCUCCGCCGGCGAUGAUGCCUCCCAUGCCUGCAGGAGGCCCGCGGCCGCAGGGCGCACCCUCGGCAUCCCCGCAGCCUCCCUUCCUGCACGUCAAUGGGCCCAUGCCCGUACCCAUGCCCGCUCCGGGCGGCCCAAUGCCCCCCAUGGGCCCCGUCCUAGCCAAGCAGAUGCCAGGGCCGCCGCCUGGCACGAUCCUUGUCCCUAUUCCGGGGCCGCCCGGCGCUCGGCCUCACAUGCCGGGUCCUGGCAUGCCUCCAGGGCCGCCUCAGCCCGGCAUGCAAGGCCCGCCGCCGCCCCAGCCGAUGAUGCAGGUUGCGCCGCCUCCUCAGCAGCAGCCGGGGCCCAUGGGGCGUCCGCCGGGGCCUAUGGGGCCGCCGCAGGGCCCCAUGCACGGCAUGCCGGCACCGGGUCCGCAAGGAGGCAUGGUAGCCGUACCGCACCCGCAGGGACCGGGGCACCCCCAGCAUGGUCAUCCUGCAGGCGGUGCCCCCCGUGGUGCUCCUGGGGCGCCUGGGCAGCACAUGAUGGUGCAGCCCAUGCAGUUCCCAGGUCCCAUGCACGGCGGCGCGAUGGCGAUGCCCCACGGCCAGCCACCCAGCGGACCCAUGGGUCAUGUCCCGCCGCAGGCCAUGUACGUCUUCCCUCCUGGCGGGCCGGCAUUGGUCCAGCCGGGUCCGGGCGGGCCGAUGCCUGGCCAUCCGCACAUGUUGCAUGUGUUGCCGGGCGGUAUGGCGAUGCCCAUGGGUGGGCCACCGCAGAUGAGCAUGCAGCAACCGCCACAGCCGCAGCAGCCCCCGCAGCAAUCUGUGCAGGGCUCGCAGCCUCCUCCUCCUCCUAAGAGCCCAUCUUCCAGCAGCGGCGGUGCCAAGCCAAGCAGCACGCUCAACGCCAACGCUCGUUCAUUCGUUCCCUCAGGCAAGCCUGCGGCGCCAUCUAGCAGUGCCGCCAGUGUCGCCCAACCAUCGCAGCCGCAACAGCAGCCAGCUGGCAUGCCCAGCCAGCAGCAAGGGCCACGGCCACAGUACCCGCGACCAGGCGCUACCAGCGAGGGUGUCGUGCAGGUGCUUCCGCCACCCAGCCAACAGCCUCACCUGCAAAGCCACCAGCCGCAGCCCUACCGUCCGUCGGGCCCGUACGGCGGGCCAGGUCCUGCAGGAGGUCCGUACGGCAACCGCAGGGAUCGUCGUGAGGGGCCUCGCGGCGGCAGCGGUCCGCGUGACGGACCAGCGGGCGGUAUGGCCCGUAAGGGCCUUCCCGUUGGUCCAGGCAGUCAACACGGAGCUGUGCCGCAGCCGGUCGACAUGUCCGCAGGGCAGCCCAUGCCGCCGCCUGCGCAUGGCGCCCCGCACCCGCUUCCCAUGAUGGGUGCGCCCUUGAUGGUGAUGAUGGGUCCGGGUGGGCCCAUCCCGGUUCCUCCGCCACCCAGCAUGCCACACGACCCAGGCAUGGAGGCGGUCGACGGAGCGGUCGAGCGUCAACCUCGCGACGCGCCGGACGGCACCGCUGAGGACCCAGGCCGCGCUUCUGCUGAGCAACCUGGCGUGCAGCCAUCGCACGCGCCGCCGCAGGUUCCGGGACCCGCUCCUCCGCCUCACCAUGUUGCACCGCCGCCACCGCCCGGCAUGGCGGCUCCCGGCCACGGCCCGCCGCGCAUGAUGCUGGUGCUGCAGCCGGGCAUGCCAGGCCCGGUGCAGGUACCCGCACCCAUCCCCAUGAUGCCAGGGCCCAUGAUGCCCAUGCACCUGCCGCUAGUCAUGCAGCCGGUCGCCGGGCCGCCUGCUCCGGGACCGAGCGAUGGACCCAUGCAAAAAAACGGGUCGGCAGCUGAGUCGGUGAGGGCGCCCCGUCAAGCGCAGUCCUCGGCCUCCGCCGCCUCUUCUGAGGCGGACGGCAAGGGCGCGAGUGACGGGGGUGACUCAGCUGCCACGGCUUCGGCCACAGCCCCAAACACGGUAACGAACGAUGGUCAAAGCAGUUCGCAGGAGGCGCAGGCUGCGACGCCGGCGAAGCCGGCUCAGCCAAGCAUUGCGGAGACGCUGGCCGCACCGCCAGUGCAGGAAGGAACAACACAGCCCACAGCAUCGCAGCCAACAGUAGAAGUGGUGGCUCGUGACGCGUCUCAGCAGCCGUCACCUAGCGGUGGAGCGGAACCGCGGCGCCAACAACAGCAGCGGCGGGGGUCGGGAUCCGGCAGCUCCUCAGCGGCGGCGCCAGCUGCCGCGGCGCCACCACCCGGCCGAGGUGCGGGCGGAGCAGCGGCGCCGACGGCGCCAGCUGCCACGGCGGCCGCUCCCAGCUGGUCUGCGGUAGCUGCCCGACGAGAAGGCGGCAGCAUGGCGACCUGCAGCACUAGCAGCAGCGGCAACGGGCAGAACGGCGCAGACGCUUUCCCAUCCCUGGUUGGCAGCACUGUUCCGACGUCAUCCUCGUCCGAUGCCGGACAGCACCCACACCCGCCCGCAGCCGCGUCAUCAUGGAAGGCCAAGCUGCAGCAGAACGCAGCGUCAUCGCAGCAGCAGGGACUCGCGACGGGCGGCAGUGGCGGCGGCAACCGUUCACCGGGUGCAACGGCCAACGGUAACAGCCCUAACGUGCUGCGCGGCGCUAGUCCCCGGGGAACCCUGCAUGGCGGUGUGCAGCUGGCAAGCAGCCUGUCCGACUCGGCAAUGGCUCACAGCGGCACCGGCGCCGGCACCGGCUCUCCUCUGCUGCUCCGCCCGGCUGGCAACCGUCCGUCGGGGCCUGCGCUGCUGACUGGACCGCCAUCGCAGCUGGUCGGCAGCCUGUCGCUCUCACCCGCAGCAGCAGCUAACAGUAGCGCUGCCGGCGGCGGCGGCGGCGGCUCCUCGGGCGUGGUGUACCAUCCAGGGACGAGCGGCGAGUCGCAGCGGCUGCAGCUGGUGCGGGGGUUGCAGAACCUGGGCGGGCAGCACAACUGCUUCCUCAACGUGACCAUCCAGUCGCUUUGGCACCUGCGGAGCUUCCGAGAUGCGGUGUUGCGUAUGGACGUGGAGGGCAUUGCAGCGCGUGGUGCCGUGGCUGCUGACGUUGCGGUGUUGCGUGCCCUGGUGGGGGUGUUCCGAGCCAUGGCCGCGCCCCUUGUGGCGAGCGGCGGCGCUUCCAGCACCGCACCCUCGGCGCCCUCAUGGGUGGUGUCGCCGCUGCCGCUACGGGAGGCACUCAGUCUGCUGGAAACCGGGCAGUCGGCCGUACGCCUGGACCUGAGCGAGAUGCACGACGCCUUUGAGGUGCUGCUGGUGCUGCUGACGUGCAUGCACCGAGCGGAAGCGGGCAGCUGCGCUUCGCAGGGUCAGGACCCGCAGCUGCCGCGGCGUGUGCGCGUGCGGGACAUUGCAGCUGGCCGGGCCGGCGGCGGCGCGAAAGCGGCUACGGCUUGGGGCGCGGCUGCCCCUGCCAACACCGCCAUGGCCAACGGCUUCCACCAUGCAGCGCCGUCAACGGCAACACCGAGCGGUUACGCUGCCGCCGUGUCUGGUGGCGCCGCGUCGCAGCAGGCGCGCGGCAAGGUGGAUUCGGCUGUGCCGAGCACUGCAGCGCACAGCCUGUUUGGCUUGGACGUGCAGGUUCCCUGUACGGCAGAGGAAGAGGACGCCAGCGGCAACUGCAGCGGUGGCGGCAAGGAGCGUCAGCAUCAGCCACAACAGCGCGGCCGGCGCGAGUCUGGCUGCGAUGAGCCCUCCACCGCGUCCUCACAUGCGGCGGCGGCUGCGCAUGCUCCGCUGCACCUGCCGUACAGCGCCGUCGCGCGCUCCGGUGGCAGCUACAGCAGCGGCAGCCGUGGCGCCGCCGCUGACGAAUCCGCGACGUCGACGACGGCGGCAGUGGCGGAGGUGGAGGUGUACACCAAGUACUUCCACCUCGUCCAUGCACAAGCGCUGCGCAAGGCAUUUGCCGCGCUGGACGGCUCUGUAAGCGGGGCCUACUUCGAGGACGUGCUAUGCGCCGCGGAGGCUGCUGGUAGCCCGGCGUCGACGGCGAGCCUCUCCAACGGCAGCGGCGGCGGCGCUUCGCGCCGCUCCGGCUCCGCCGCCGGUACGCCGACGGCCGCCAGCUUGGCUCAUGCUCACGGCUGGACCCCCGGCGCCACCGCCGCGGCGCACCCGCUAGCGACCCUUCUGCGCUUCCCUGCUGUGUUUACCUUGGCGCUGGUGUGGGAGAGCCCGCAGGCGCCUCUAGACGCGCUGCGAGGCACGUUGGAGGCGCUGGGCCCGCGGGUCGAUCUGGCGCUGCUGUUCCGGUGCGGCAGCGGCUCGGGUGCGGCGACGGGCGCGGGCGUGAUGGGGCCUGGAGGUGCAGCGGCGGCGGCACCGGCGUCGGCGUCUUGCGAGUUGCGGUCGGUCAUUUGCUACUUUGGGCACCACUACCUGGUCUUUGCAUUGAGUGAGGAGCUGGGGUUGUGGCUCAUGAUCGACGACGCCAACAUCCAGCUGGUGGGGCACUGGAGCGAUGUUGUCAAGGCCAUGGUCGCAAAGAGGCUGCAGCCCUCGCUUCUCUUCUACGAGACGGAGAGGCUUCAAGCACCGGCGCAUUAAGGAACGGCUCAGGAAGCGUAGCGCGCCUACUACAUAGUUUACAGCAUCUUCCACCACGUUGAAUGGGGAAAGGGCAUCUGUGGUCAAUAGGCAGGUUGCAGGAGGGAGGUAGUAGGAGGUAGUUUAAGGCGCUGUUACGGCUGAUGCGCAGUGGCGCGGCUACUAUGGCUGAGGCUGAGGGCUGUUCGCAUGUGCCGGCGGCGGCCCGAAGUAUUGCCUUUCCGGUCCUAUCUUGGCGGGUAUGUUUGCCUGAAAGUUAGCGGUUAGUACGUAACAUGGCGCGUCGGCCUCUGGGGAUGAAAGGAUGACAAACUGUCCUUCAACCGGUGCCAGUUGACUUGUGGCUUGACUUGUGGUCUUUUGCAUGCGUCAUGCGCGUCGGCUGUGGCUGACAAAAUUAAGAAACGCAGUUCAAUGGUGGGUUGGAGCUGACGUGGGUUCUGAGCUCCGAGUUCUUGUAGCGGAAACCAUGGUAUAUGGGUAGUAAGCGGCAUGACACGGUUGUGUGGACCUGCUUUUGUUGUUUUUUCGCCCAAGAAGCCUUUGAUCGCGGUCGGACAAGUUGUUUUUCGCACCUUUUUGGCUUGGCGGUAGUGUUGCUCUUACUAGACUUCAGCAAGACCAUUGAGCCGGUAUAUAUCUUCGGGUCCUUGUGCGUGUUCUGUUUAUCUGUUACCUAGUGCCACACAUGUUGCGAAUUGAGGGAGGGUGCAGGGGUUUUGGUCAUGUGCUUGCAGGAUUUUGAAACGCAGCAAAGUAGGAACUGCAUGCGAUCGGUGGGCGCGAGCAGCAAGUUCGGCACCUAGCCGCGCCACCGCCCGCCCUUGUGGAGAUUAAACCUUAGCUAAUAGACGAGUAGACGGAACAGGCAUGCGGUGGGGAGCAGAGGACAACCUUUGGUUGGAGAGGUGCUCAGGCAGCUUUCGGUCGUGCGCGUGUGCACAUAUCGGCGUAAAGUCUUCAAUUUGACUUUCUAACAUGUGGCUCGGGCACCGGGCAUGAUACAGUUCACCCGGAGGCCUUUUGUCGGUUGGUGCGACGGUGGAAGUAACCCCAGGGUAGCUGAUUGGUUCCGGUUUCGGGAACUUGACAAGUGGAGGAGACUGUGUCUGGUUUCGAUGCGUAUGGGCAAAUAUUCCUUGAGCACAGCCUAUGCGCCAUGGUUUGGCAGCGCAGCUGUCCGCUGGGAGACAUGAGAGGACAAAAGGGAUACGCUCAGUUGUCCGAACGUAGCCCAACUUGACGCAACGUGCACGCCAACAACUUGGCAACUAAAGGAGGGCUGAUGUGUUAGCAAGGUUUGGUAGCAGGAUGUGCAUGCCGGGAAGCAAGCCAUGCGCCACAGAUGCUGGGCAGGCCCGGGUCGUGUGAAUGUCACGACCCGGGUGGUAUUUUGUUGUGGCGUUUGUGUGUUUGCAUGGCAGCGGCACCGCGAUUUGGUGACGUAACGGAUGCGGGCAGCCGUUUUGGGGCUGUACUGCUUAGAAGCCGGUAUUGAGGCAGUGUUGUAGGGGCAGGGGCAGGGCUGAAGAGACCCAGUAGGGUAGUAAGGUCUGUGAGUAUUGCCACGGCAUGAAGAGAGACCUCGGAAUGGUGAGGCACGGUUGUGGAUGCAGGCGUCGGUUUUGCAGUUACGCCUGAUCCGGCGCAAACCCACAACAUAAGAAGCGUAUCCUGGGCUAGCAGCAGAAGUCUUUCCGUUGUUGUCAUGGACUCCAUGAGGGCUGCUUGGGCGGCAUCUGCCCACUGACAGGGCUGGUUCCGUUUUGACCCUUUGAGGUUAUGCCAUGCUCGUCAGCAAACGGAGCAGCGGUGCCAUUUUGACAUGCACGUCAUGUCUUUUUUUAUCUGAUGGCGCCUGGAGCGGCUGCAUUAAGCCCCAAGGACCGAAAGGGCCCGCUUCGUGCGUGGGUUUGACUGGGGGGAAACAUUCGCCUGCCGUUGCGCUGUUUGGCAUUCUUCAUAAUUGCUGUGGUGGUUUGCCGUGUGCUGAUUGCCUCGUGGGCAGGUUACAGACAGGGCUGGCCUGCAGUCACUGCCCCUGGAAUGUCGUAGUGGUGAUUGACAGGAGGAAGAUAUGCGGGGAAAUGGUCUUGCAGCGUGGUUGUUGUUAUGGGCCGUUCUGUAGGCGAAGCGGAGCGAUGUGUAACGAUCUUGCUCAGCUUUGGAUAUACAGCCCGCAGCCCACAUUGUCUCAAUACCAUAGCUAGACGGCACCACAGCAUGAGCAUUAUGGCGUCUCGUCUUCCGG